UAUGGCACCAGAAUUAUCAUAAGAUGUGCCUUAUAAUUAGACUGUAGACAUUUUUGCUCUUGGAAUCAUUUUAUAUUAAUUAUUUCAUGAUGGUAAACAUCCAUUCUAUGUAUCUGGCAUGAGAAGUUCUGAUUAUUUUAAAAGAUUAGCAAAAUUGGAAUUUAAUUUGCAUUUUAGAGAGAAUAUUCCAUUUAUGGCUAAAGAUUUUAUAUAAAAAACAAUGGCUUUAUCACCUGAUGAUAGAAUGUCAGCAUAUUAAUGUUUGGAUCAUCCAUGGAUUAAAAAUGUUGAAUAAUAAUAAUUUCCAAUAACCACAAAUGAAAUUAUCUAAACAUUUAAUGUGAAAUAGAAAUUUAUAAAGAUCAUCAAAGCCUUAAUGGUCUAAACAAAAUUACUACAAUUAUCAAUAAAGAGGGAUCCAAAUGAAAGUGAGAGUAGAAAUUAUACUAAAUCUAAUAUGACAGAAAUUAAUUCAUAAUAAGAAUAAGAAUUUGUUCAUUUUAGAUUGCCAAUGAGUUAGAGAGACAAAAUUCCUAAAUCUAAAUCAAAAAUGCUUAAAACUGUAUAAGGUACAUUCAAUACACCAUAAAUGUCUAAAAGGCAAGUUUCUAGAUAAUGUUUAGCAUUUAGUUUUUUAAGUUCACCAAAAAUGUUAACACCCUAAACUCAUACUAAAAGAAAUAAUAAAACACCUUCCCCUCCUUUAUUAAGAUUGCCAUCCAUAAAAUCACCAAAACAAGCUCAAAUUCCUAGCAUAUCUAAUAUUAUAAAUAAAUCUAGAUUUUUUUAAUAAUGA
This is a messenger RNA of Paramecium primaurelia, 796 nucleotides long. NCBI's taxonomy places the organism in Eukaryota, Ciliophora, Oligohymenophorea, Peniculida, Parameciidae. The record is from the annotation of a GenBank genome assembly.